Messenger RNA from Babesia bigemina, 4410 nucleotides. Its product is annotated as myosin B, putative. Gene Ontology annotation, cellular component: actin cytoskeleton; myosin complex; cytoplasm. NCBI's taxonomy places the organism in Eukaryota, Apicomplexa, Aconoidasida, Piroplasmida, Babesiidae. Bases 1 to 4410 code for a protein of 1469 amino acids. Gene Ontology annotation, molecular function: actin filament binding; microfilament motor activity; ATP binding. The transcript has a single exon. The record is from RefSeq and is a predicted model, not a curated record. Gene Ontology annotation, biological process: actin filament organization; vesicle transport along actin filament.
AUGGCCGGUCCUGCGUCGGCGUCUGCCGCCGGCAAGGCGAAGCCCGGCGGCAAGGGCGGAGGGGACCACUUCCUGCGCAUGGAGUCGCGUGUCGAAAACAUGGACUACCUGAUAGGCCAGCAUGUGUGGAUCAAGGUGGACAGCGACGAGCUGUUCGCGCUGGUGACGGUGAAGUCGUACUCCGCCGACAAGGUGUCCGUGUCGUACAACGGCGAGCAGCUGACGGUGCCGUUCGAGCACUGCCUGAACGUGGACGUCAUGAACGCGCCGCUGGAGACCCACGACCUGGUGAAGCUCCCGCAUGCGAACAGCGCCGUGGUUCUGGACAUUUUGCGCACGCGUUUCAUGUCCAACCUGAUCUACACGUACGCCGGUAAGUUGCUGAUUGUGCUGAACCCGUUUCGGCUGAUCCCCGACCUGUACGGCCCGAACGUCAUCGAGCGCUACCGGAAGUCCGACAGCGCCAUGGGGUUCCCGUCGGACGUGCCGCCUCACACUUACGCGGUUGCGCAGUGCGCAAUCAGCGGGCUGCUGCGCAACGGGCAGUGCCAGUCGUGCAUCGUGAGCGGCGAGUCCGGCGCGGGCAAGACCGAGACUGCGAAGCAGCUGAUGAGCUUCUUCGCGUACGGUCCGAGCAAGAGCUCGGACAACGUGCAGCAGGUGGUGAUGGGGUCCAACGUGAUUUUGGAGGCGUUCGGCAACGCGAAGACGCUGCGCAACAACAACAGCUCGCGUUUCGGCAAGUUCAUCAAGAUCCUGGUUGCGCCCGAGGGCGGGCUGAAAGGCGGGAUCAUCUGCAGCUACAUGCUGGAGCUGUCCCGCAUCGAGUUCCAGGCCGAGGACGAGCGCAACUACCACAUCUUCUACCAGUGCCUCAAGGGCCUCACCGUGGAGGAGAAGCAGUCGUACGGGUUCCGCCCGAUGGAGUCGUACCGCUUUCUGAACGGCGGCAAGUGCUGCGACGCGCCCGGCAUCGACGACGUGAAGGAGUUCGCCGCCGUGCGCCGCGAGCUGCAGACGCUGUGCCCCGACUCCGGGUUCGCCGACUUCAUGCGCUGCAUUGCGGGCAUUUUGCUGUGCGGCAACAUCGAGUUCACCGAGGUUGCGGCGAUGGGCGUCGAGAACGCCGCGUCCGUGUCCAACCGCGACGACUUCGAGCAGCUGUGCGGGCUGCUGGGGUUCGGCAGCGAGCAGGCCGAGCGCGCGUUGACGACGAAGGUCGUGAAGAUCCAGGGCAACGACAUCGCGUCCGCCAUAACUGUGCCUGCGGCGGAGGUGAACGUCCGCGCGCUGGCGAAGGACCUGUACGGCGCGUUGUUCGAGUUCUGCAUCGACAAGAUCAACAGCAUCAUCCAGUUCGACGACAGCGCGCAGCGUUGGAUCGGCAUCCUGGACAUUUACGGGUUCGAGUACUUCCAGCGCAACACGUACGAGCAGCUGCUGAUCAACUACGCGAACGAGCGUCUGCAGCAGUACUUCAUCAACCGCGUGUUCGCGUCGGAGAUCGCGGAGUACGACGCGGAGGGCAUCAACCACUCGUCGAUUUCGUACACCGACAACUCCGAGGUGCUGCUGGUGUUCGACAAGCCCAACUGCUCGAUCUUCUCGUUCCUGGAGGAGCAGUGCCUGAUCCAGACGGGCUCCGCGGAGCGCUUCACCGCGAGCUGCAAGUCCAAGAUCAAGAGCGAGCUGUUCGUGCCCGCGCAGGGCGCCGUCUGCCGGUUCACCGUCAUCCACACCGCGACGGGCGUGACGUACGAGACCGACGAGUUCGUGGCGAAGAACAAGCACAAGCUGAGCCCGGCGAUCCUGGAGCUGCUGCACAACUCCAGCAACAGCAUUGUGCGCGAAAGCUCCGCGCGCAUCCCAGCCGAGACCGGGAACAUGAAGGGCAAGUUCCUGGGGUCGAAGUUCCAGAGCUCCAUCGGCGCGCUGAUGCGGACCCUGAACGAGACCGAGUCGCACUUCAUCCGCUGCAUCAAGACCAACCAACAGAAGCAGCCGCUGCUGUUCGAGACCCGCAACGUGUACGGGCAGCUGAUUUCGCUGUCCAUCGUGGAGGCCAUCCAGACCAUCCACCGCGGUUUCGCUUACCGCGCCACGUUCGAGAAGUUCAUCCAGGACAACGAGUUCCUGAACUCCUUCCUGAACUUCCAGUCGUCCGGCGGCAGCGACAUGAAGAGCUCGAUCGUGACGAUCAUGCGCAACCUGGGCAUCGACGAGAACGAGUACCAGGUGGGCCACACCAAGGUGUUUCUGAAGAAGAACGGCUGGAUGAUGCUGGAGAAGGUGUUUCUGCAGUACAGCCAGGCGUCCAAGCCGCUGACCGCGGCGCUGUACAGCAUCAUGAGGGUGUGGCGCAACCGGCGCCACCUGGAGCGCAGCCGUUCCGCCAUCAUCCGCAUCCAGUCCAACAUGCGGCGUUACGUCAUCCAGGCGUCCAGCAUCGCGAUGCGCGAGCGCGCGAACGAGUUCGUGGGUCUGGUGUUGGCGCUCGACUUCAUGCUGAACGAGGACCCGCGGGUCGGCGCCGCGACCACCAUUCAGGCGUGGUGCCGCAUGUUCAUCUGCCGCCGCCGUUACCUCCGGCAGUUGGAGGCCAAACGCGCCGAGCAGCGCCGCCUGCGUGCGACCGCCAAUCUGCGCCGCGUCAAAACGGUCGUCCGUGUGGUGGGCGUUUGCAGGUUCAUGGUGCUCGCGUGCGAUGAGCGCAGGUUCGUCCGCGCCGCGACGACGAUCGCCUCCUUUUGGCGCAUGCACGUGGCCAUCCGCCGGCUGAACAACCUGCGACUGCGGCGCCUCACCGAGUUCGCCGCCACGAUGAUCCAGAAGCACGUGCGCGGGUACCUGUGCAGGAAGGGUUACCGCCACCUGCUGGGGCUGCGUGUGCCCGCCACUCGCAUCCAGUCCCUGUUCCGGAUGUGCCUGGCCAUCAACCACCUGCCCCGCGACGUGGGCCUCAGGUGCCGGCAGAUCCGCGAGCGUCUGCGCGCAAUACAGCGCCUGGCCGUGGUGCAGACCCUGGCGCGGUCCGUGGUGUUCCACCGGCAGCUGCUGGCGGCGCACGACGCCGUGCUGUCGCUGCAGAAGUUCUGCUGGCCGCGGGCGUGCAACAAGGACAUAACGCGCGUGCAGCGCGCGGGUGCGACCAUCAAGGACCACUGGCGGCGCUACAACCAGUCGUCCGUGGUGCGUGUGGAGCGCAACCGGCUGCUGGACGGCGCGAGUCGGCAGCUGCUCGAGCGCCUGACGACCGAGGAGACCGAGUGCGCGCACCGCGUGCUGCAGCGGAGCGCCGCGUCGAGGAACCGCCGCCUGUUGCCGGUGCAUGUGAACGUGUACUCUGACCAUCGUCCCGCGUACCCCAGCGGGUGGUCGACGUGCUUGGAGCAGCUGCUUUGCAAGGGCGGCUCCAAACCGCCCGGGAUGACAUCGGUGGGCAUGUGCCUGCGCCACAGCGUGGCCGUGCUGGACGACAGGGAGGUGUACGCGUUCGGCGGCGGGUCCCGGCUGCCCCGCCUCCUGGCAACGGUGCCGCCGCCGCUGCAGGUGACGUCCGUCAAGUGCGGCGCGGAGCACGCGGUGCUGCUGCUGAGCGACGGCACGCUCUACGGCUGGGGCGGCAACGCCAACGGGCAGUGCGGCGUGGCCCCGUCCACUGCGGCGAUAAAGUCGCCCACGCUCAUCCGCAUGCCGUUCAGGGACGGGCAGCCGAUCCACGUGCGCUCCGUCGGCGUGGGCGCGUACCACAACUGCGCGGUGGGAGUGAAUGGGGAGGUGCUGGUUUGGGGCAGCCACGUCGACCUGAACCUGCCGUCGUUCAACGAGGACAUUCUGACCCCGGCGGAGGUUCCUGCCGGGGAGUGGCUGCGCGGCGAGCGUGCGGAAGAGGCGCACUGCGGGCGCCGCGUGAGCUACCUGCUGACCGCGGGCGGGCAGGUCCUGUCCUUCGGCCGCAGCACCAACGGCCAGCUGGGGCACGAGUUCCCCGAGCGCCGCUCGCCGAGGCCGGUGGACCUCCCCGACAGGGUGGUUUCGCUGUCCUGCGGCGGCAACUUCACGCUGGCCGUCACCAGCAAGUACGAGGUCUUCGUCUUCGGGACUGCGCUCUGCGUGCGGGGCGGCAGGGAACUGCAGCACACCUUCGCCCUGCCGACGCCCCUGGCGGUCGACCGCGCCGUGCUGAGGUCGCCGGUGGUGCGUUGCAGCGCGGGGCUGUGGGAAUCCAACGUGCUGACGGAGGCCGGGCGGCUGUGCGCCUGGAGCCACUUACGCCUGGACGACGGCCGCGCGCGUCCCAUCAUCUACGUGUACUCGUGCGCGUCGGAAUGCGCGCUGCUGGACGUGCAAAGUGCGUACUGCGGCAGUCUCUCCGCCACUCUCGCCGUCAUGCAGCGGCCUGGGCCGUAG